Diversispora eburnea is the source of this 1815-nucleotide messenger RNA. The record is from the annotation of a GenBank genome assembly. Lineage: Eukaryota; Fungi; Glomeromycota; Glomeromycetes; Diversisporales; Diversisporaceae.
AUGGUUCUUCAAGUAUCAAAUCCAAAUGAUGUUAAAAUUUAUACUGUUUCAGGAACGGGAUCUCGCGCAAUACCUGACUGGUUGGCUAGAAAAAAGAGAAGAAUGUUGAAAGAUGAUCCAGAAUGGCGUUCAAGGAUUGAACUAAUUCAGGAUUUUGAGUUCCCGGAAGCUUCCAUUCGAGUAAAAACCACAAAGGAUGGAAAAUUUGUAAUGGCAACAGGUGUCUACAAACCCCAAAUUCGAGUUUUUGAGUUUUCAGAAAUGUCAAUGAAGUUUGAUCGCCAUACAGAUUCUGAAAAUGUUGAUUUUGAGAUUUUAUCAGACGAUUGGACCAAAGAUUUGGCUUAUCAUUACCCUACGUGCGAUCUUCUCAUAACUUCUUCAUCACAUGAAGUAUAUCGAUUAAACCUUUGUCAAGGUCGAUUUUUAAAUCCAAUAUCAACUGAUGCAACAUCUGGUGUCAAUGUUGGAAUAAUAAAUCCAGUACAUCAACUUUAUGGAUUUGGUACAGAAGAUGGUAGAGUAGAAUUUUGGGAUCCUCGAUCACGAUCGCGGGUUGGAGUGUUAACACCUAGUUUUCCUGAUGAACCUGAUAAUCAAAGUUUAAGUAUAACUUCCAUGGAAUAUAAAAAUGAUGGUCUUUCUUUAGCCAUAGGAACUUCUACUGGUCAUAUAUUAUUGUAUGAUUUAAGAAGUUCAAAUCCCUGGUUAGUUAAAGAUCAUCAAUAUGGAUAUCCCAUAAAAAGUAUAAAAUGGUAUUAUGAUGAUGUUACAGGGGAUAAAGGUCAAAAUAAAAUAAUUAGUGCGGAUUGUAAAAUUAUUAAAAUAUGGGAUAAAGAUAAUGGUUCACAUUUUACUUCAGUAGAACCAAUCACUGACAUAAAUGAUAUUUGUUUAGUACAAGAUUCUGGAUUAAUUUUCGUUGCAAAUGAAGGAAUACAGAUCGGUGCAUAUUAUAUACCUGCGUUGGGACCAGCUCCAAAAUGGUGCUCAUUCUUGGAUAAUUUAACGGAAGAAAUGGAAGAAAAUCCACAACAAAAUAUUUAUGAUGAUUAUAAAUUUAUAACUAGAAAAGAAUUGGAAAAUCUAGGGAUGGAUCAUCUAAUAGGAACUAAUGUCUUGAGACCAUACAUGCAUGGAUUUUUCAUCGAUCUGCGUUUACAUGAACAAGCUAAAGCAAUUGCUAAUCCAUUUGCAUAUGUGGAUUAUCGAGAAAAAAUUAUUAAAGAAAGAUUAGAAAAAGAACGUGAAUCGCGUAUUCGUGCUACCAAAAAAUUACCCAAGGUUAAUAAAGAAUUGGCAGGUCGAUUGUUGAAUUUAUCAAAUAAAAAGAAGAGCAAUAAGGAAGCUGUUGAUCCUCUCAAAGACACUAGAUUUGGAGAAUUAUUCUCAAAUCCAGAUUUUGAAAUUGACAAAAAUUCUAUUGAAUACAAAUUAUUACAUCCUACUUUAACUUCUAAAUUUGCUCAAGAAAGUGGAAAUUCUAAAACUUCCGAAUCUUCUGAAACCGAUAGUGAUGAAGAUCUCAUAACACAGGUGAAUAAACAAAGGAGAAUUAAAAAGAUUGAGGAUGAUCACAUUCGAACAGCUCAUUCAGGAAAUCAAAAACAGAAAAAGAUUGAGAUGAAGAUUGGAAGGAUAGUUGGUUCAUCCAAAGAUCGUAAAAAUAAAGAGAUUACGGGUAACAUGGAAAUGUCAUUUAAGAUUAAAAAUAAAUUUAAUAAACAGUCAUUAGAUGAUAAUGAUUCUCGUAAAAAAAGUCAAAGGAGGAAUAGGAGACCCGCCAGUAAAAAUGUGUUGAGAGGAUUAGGUUAA